AUGUCGCGAUCCUUCUCGACCACUGUGCGGGCAAUGCUCGACAUUUUUUGGAAAAACACCCAAGCGAUACCAGAGGGCGACGAACAUGACUCUGAAGCAGAUCCUGACCUGCGCGUAUCGGGGCAGAUAUUCAACAAGGAGGGAAUGCGGGUUACGUCAGGGCAUUGGUAUAAAGACGGGCGAGUGGUGUAUUCGAGGAGCAGCUUUAAUAAAUGA
Molecule: messenger RNA, 216 nt
Organism: Aspergillus heteromorphus CBS 117.55
Lineage: Eukaryota; Fungi; Ascomycota; Eurotiomycetes; Eurotiales; Aspergillaceae
Exons: 2
Coding region: 1-216 (71 amino acids)
Source: RefSeq, a predicted model, not a curated record